This is a messenger RNA of Naumovozyma castellii, 786 nucleotides long. RefSeq names its product Irc6p (gene IRC6). The record is from RefSeq and is a predicted model, not a curated record. Bases 1 to 786 code for a protein of 261 amino acids. NCBI's taxonomy places the organism in Eukaryota, Fungi, Ascomycota, Saccharomycetes, Saccharomycetales, Saccharomycetaceae. The transcript has a single exon.
AUGACUGCAGUGGGUGUCCCACAAAACAAAAUUUUGGUAGUGUUCAACAAGAAUCGCAUCCCCCAAACACUACAAAGGGAGUUCCUCCAACGUACUUUCGAUCUUCCCAUAGAAAAUGACUCCAGUGAUAGCAUAAUUAAAGGCAUCAUAUGGAAGAAUAAAUAUUUUGAAUUACAACUGGACUUAUAUAUUGAUGAAUUCGAAGACUUCGAGGAAUUUGUCUAUGAGUAUUGUCUGGAUGAGAUGAGUGAAUUACGAUCUGUCAUUGCUGGAAUUAUUAUCAUUGACGACACGUACCAUUUCGAAGAUAACAAAUUGGUGAAUAAAUUACAAACUGAUAGUGGAUCAGAGACUUCUUCUUCCUUUAUGGUGAUUGGGAACUUUGAGGGAGAUUAUGAAGAGGAAGAUAUUGCUCAAUGGCGAUUCCCAUCGGAAUCUAUGACAAACGAUGAAGAUAUCAUUGCUGAAUAUGUGCCAUUAGAUAAGCAUUUCAGGAUGGAAAAGAACUCGCUGGGAGACAAAGUUGGAGUACCAGGUAUUAAGGAAAAGUUAGACCUCCAUGAGUGGAACCCAAAUUGUAAUAUCCAAAAGUUGGAUCAAAUACAACCUACACAUCCUCCUUCAAACAUGGACGUUGAUAUUAGUGCCAUCAUUAAUCAAUUAAGAGAUGCAAGAAUAAAUUUCCAGACACAUAAAGAUCAAGAGGAGGCAAAGAGUAUAGCCACUGCUCUAGCUGAAUCGAUUGUUGUUAAACAAUCUGCAGAUUUUUCCUGCCCUGAUAUAUAA